GUGGGAGUGGCGCCUGGCGGAGACACUGGUGCGGACGUCGGCUCCACGUUGGAGCCCGAGGUCGUCGUUGAGAACAGCGGCGUCGACGAUGUCGUUGAUGUGCCGUCGGGGGAGGGGCCGCAGAGCGAGGAGCAUGCCGUGCGCCUUCGUGUCGAGGGAGAUGCCGCUCCCGUUGAUGCGGAGGCGCCAGGCGCGGCCGCCAUCCCUCCCGCGGGGCCCCUGAGGGGGGUAACUUCCACAGAUGCGGUGGAGACGGGCGCGGGCGCUCGUGGCGGAAGUGCUGGCGCGGACGUCGGUGCGUUGCUGCGCGGGCUCCGGACGGCGAUGGCGGCAGCCACUCCUGCCCCGACGGACGCCGAGCG
This is a messenger RNA of Prorocentrum cordatum, 362 nucleotides long. Lineage: Eukaryota; Dinophyceae; Prorocentrales; Prorocentraceae. The record is from the annotation of a GenBank genome assembly.